Molecule: messenger RNA, 951 nt
Organism: Dromaius novaehollandiae (emu)
Lineage: Eukaryota; Metazoa; Chordata; Aves; Casuariiformes; Dromaiidae
Product: olfactory receptor 14J1-like
Exons: 2
Coding region: 1-951 (316 amino acids)
Biological process (GO): G protein-coupled receptor signaling pathway
Cellular component (GO): membrane
Molecular function (GO): odorant binding; olfactory receptor activity; G protein-coupled receptor activity
Source: RefSeq, a predicted model, not a curated record
AUGACCAACGGCAGCUCCUUCAGUGAGUUCCUUCUCCUGACAUUUGCAGACACACGGGAACUGCGGCUCUUGCACUUCUCGCUCUUCCUGGGCAUCUACCUGGCUGCCCUCCUGGGCAAUGGCCUCAUCAUCACAGCCAUAGCCUGCGACCACCGCCUCCACACCCCCAUGUACUUCUUCCUCCUCAACCUCUCCCUCCUCGACCUUGGCUCCAUCUCCACCACUGUCCCUAAAUCCAUAUCCAAUUCCCUGAGGGACACCAGGGACAUUUCCUACUCAGCAUGUGCUGCCCAGAUAUUUUUAUUUGUCUUUUUCAUGUCAUCUGAGUAUUCUCUUCUCACAGUCAUGGCCUACGACCGCUAUGUUGCCAUCUGCAAACCCCUGCACUAUGGCACAGUCAUGCACAGCAGAGCCUGCGUGAAAAUGGCAGCAGCUGCCUGGGGCAGUGGUUUUCUCACUGCUCUCCUACUUAGUGCUACCACCUUUUCAAUACCACUCUGCCAAGGCAACACAGUGGACCAGUUCUUCUGUGAAAUCCCCCAGAUCCUCAAGCUCUCCUGCUCAGAACCCUACCUUAGGGAAGUCAGACUUCUUGUGGUUAGUGCCUGUUUAGUCCUUGGGUGUUUCAUUUUCAUUGUGGUGUCCUACGUGCAGAUCUUCACUGCUGUGCUGAGGAUCCCCUCUGAGCAGGGCCGGCACAAAGCCUUUUCCAUGUGCCUCCCGCACCUGGCCGUGGUCUCCCUGUUUCUCAGCACUGGCACGUUUGCCUACCUGAAGCCCCCCUCCAUCUCCUCCCCAGCUGUGGAUCUGGUGGUGGCUGUUCUGUACUCGGUGGUGCCUCCAGCAGUGAACCCCCUCAUCUACAGCAUGAGGAACAAGGAGCUCAAGGAUGCACUGAGGAAAUCACGGCUGCACUGGAAGCCCAUGAAAAUCCCGGAUCCCUACACUUGA